CGAAACGCCAUCGUCUUCCAGGCUCGGUAAGAUCAAGCGAGCGAUCACACGCCGUAAUAAACUAGCCAUCCUUGGACAUGGUGUUUGUCCGCCGCUCAUCCGACUCGUUCUCCGAAGGAUUUUGCAAGCAGCAUAUAAGGUACGCAGCACACCCUCGGUCAGUCUCCCACUGUUGGGCUUUGAAUCACCCCGACGCCGGUUGGAUAUAGGAAAUUGAAGCAAUGGUGGUAGCGACAUCAGUACUUUGUUGCCUCGAGCUUCGUGGCCUCCUUGGAGCCAAUAAAACGUUCUCUUCCGGAUCUGCCGCGUACAACGCCUCCCUGGCGUCGUAUUUCUCUCUCCAAGAAUCGGACAUUUCGCCAGCCUGCAUUGUCGCCCCUACCACCACGACUGAAGUGUCGGCGGUGGUGCGCUACCUCACGAGCGAAAAUAACACCUGUAGCGGCAGGGACUUCGCCAUUCGCUCGGGGGGGCAUGGGGUCUUCGCGGGAGCGGCCAACAUCGCGGAUGGAGUGACCAUCGAUCUCAGCGGCCUCGACAGUAUCAGCGUCAGCCAGGAUGGGUCAACAGUGACGGUGGGAGUGGGAGCCACAUGGGGGGCGGUUUAUGCGGCGCUGGAGCCGCUGAACCUGAUCGUCCCCGGAGGUCGCGACGCCCCGGUCGGGGUGGGCGGCCUCUCCGUGGGAGGGGGGAUGUCAUAUUUCUCCCCGCGCGUUGGCUGGACCUGCGACAAUAUUGUCGACUAUGAAGUGGUCCUCGACGGGGGCUCUGUCGUCCAUGCGACUGCCAGUGCCAAUGCGGACCUCCUGGUGGCGCUGCGAGGCGGUUCCAAUAACUUUGGGGUGGUGACCCAUGUGCAACUCACCACCGUUUCCCAGAACCAUACCAUCUGGGGGGGGCGGUCGUACUACACGGUCGACACCAUCGAUGCACAGUUGCAAGCCACGGCUGCAUUCACCGAGGCCGACUCCUACGACGAAUAUGCCUCGUUGAUCGUCAGCUUCGCCUGGACGCCCAGCACGGGGGCCAUGAUUGCCAACAACAUGGAGUACACCAAAUCCGGGCAGGUUGCGGUCCCCGCGGCGUUCGCGGGCUUCUCCGACAUCCCCUCCUUGUCCGACUCGCGCGGCGUAACGACCGUCUCGGAGCUGGCGACCGAAGGAGGCGCUCUCUCGCCCAAUGGCUACCGGGAAUUGUGGAUCGAGACCACCUAUUACUCUACUCUCUCCAUGCUCAAUGUGACCUGGCAGCAGUGGAACAGCAGUCUGGCCGAUUCGGGCAUUGAGCAAGUCUCGGGACUCGUCUGGUCGUUGUCCCUGCAGCCAUUGCCGCCCGCCAUUUACGCGCGCCACAACAUGGCCAAUUCCCUAGGCUUGACGGCCGAUCGCACCGACACCUCGGCCUCCUUGAUGAUCGCUUUGCUCAGCGUCACCUGGGAGAACGAGGAGGACGACGCGGUCGUCAGCAAGGUGGCCCACGAGAUGAUUGCGGGCAUCGAACAGGCGGCCCAGCAAGCGGGGGCCUACCAUCCGUUCAAGUACCUCAACUACGCCAACGCGGAUCAGGAUCCCAUCGCCAGUUACGGCCCGGCCAGUGUCGCCCAGUUACGGCAGGUGGCGCGCCGAGUGGAUCCUCGGGGGGUCUUUCAAGAUCGAGUCCCGGGAGGAUUUAAGCUGAAAGACGUGUAG
Aspergillus aculeatinus CBS 121060 is the source of this 1688-nucleotide messenger RNA. RefSeq names its product FAD-binding oxidoreductase. The transcript has 3 exons. Gene Ontology annotation, molecular function: FAD binding. The record is from RefSeq and is a predicted model, not a curated record. Lineage: Eukaryota; Fungi; Ascomycota; Eurotiomycetes; Eurotiales; Aspergillaceae. Bases 222 to 1688 code for a protein of 488 amino acids.